This is a messenger RNA of Rotaria socialis, 432 nucleotides long. The record is from the annotation of a GenBank genome assembly. Lineage: Eukaryota; Metazoa; Rotifera; Eurotatoria; Philodinida; Philodinidae.
AUGUUAUAUACACUUAUUCGAUUUAUUCGGAACUUUGCUGGUCAUUAUAUCGAUUCAGCAAUUGAAGAUUCAAAUGAUCAACAAGAUCUAUACAAAGAUAUCAUUAUCGUUAUGGUUCAUUUAGUGCAUACGUUAAGUCUUAAACGACAAAAUUCAAUUGAACAUCUCGGUUUAUUUCUUGAAAAAACUACCAUAAAUCAAUUAAUUCAGGAAAACGAUCUUCUUACUGAACCCGAAAAGCCCUAUAGUAUUUCUGAAAUCUUCUUUGGUCUUCAUAUGAAUUUCAAUACUCAUUGGUACCGACGAAAUGGAAAUAAAAAAUGUAUUGAUUUUAAUGAAUUCUCAAUAGAAUUUAUCUCAAUUUUCAACAACCUAUUUAAUAAAUAUUACGAAGGACGUCUUAAAUCACGUGGUGCACAACCUGUGUGGUAG